This is a messenger RNA of Peronospora matthiolae, 600 nucleotides long. The record is from the annotation of a GenBank genome assembly. Lineage: Eukaryota; Oomycota; Peronosporomycetes; Peronosporales; Peronosporaceae.
AUGGUGCGCGUCCCUGGAUCUUCUGGUGACUCGGGAUUUCACCGUGAGUCCCUGAGCGAAGAUGAGAAGGUCAAGAUUGAACCUGAUAUGGAAGCGUAUGAGGAAGAGGGACGCCGCAGACGCAUUAAAGAGGAAAAUCGAGCGAUCGAUCUGGAAGAGAAACCUCGACACCCUCCUGAAGUCCCUUCGGGGACCACCGCGGAUCGUGCUGCAAGGCACAAUCCGCUGGGUGAAAACCCUUCAGCGAAAACUGAACAAAAACUAAACAAGACCACUCAAGCGAAGUCAAAGAAGAAGAUUGUGAAGACAGAUCGAGUGAAGAAAGAAGAGACACGAUCAGAUCGAACUGAUCGCGAAAUGAAAUCGAUCAUUCGACCAAUCAAGCUCAUUGAUGAUGACAUGAAGAUGGAAGGCUGGAAGUUAGACCAAUUGGCACAGGUAUAUCACUGGAAGGCACUCAAGAAUCUGCUAUCGAGCGAUCCAGUGCUGCAGAUAUUGAAGCCCAAGCUGAUCGGAGAAAUUCAAGGACCGAUUUCCCCGCCCGGUGGUGACGACAAAACCGUUGGACGGGAUCAAUGCGAUCAUUCAGCUACUACGUGA